AUGCCAGCCUCGGUUGCGAGGAAGAGGGCAGAUCGGGUCCCUCAUUGCUCCUCCCUCCCACCGAGCGAUGCUCCACCGCAUUUCGGGGAUCAAGCUUUGGUGGUGUAUGGGCCGGCAGGGGUCCCGGUGAUUGGAGAGAGAACAGCGGGGCAGGCUGUUGUCGCAGCGUCACGAGGUUCGUUUACGGGUGCGGUUUCUUGGCAGACGACACGGAAGCGGUGGCGAAGGGGAUCAGGGGAGGAUCGGCUUGGCGGAUGCAGUCGAGGGUACAGUGGCCCGGGCCAAGAGCCCAGAGCAGCCGCGGGUGGCCUGGAUCUGGGCCCAUUCAGGCCAUCCAUCCUCCUUCACGAACGUGCACCCGGCAGCCAUCCUCUCCCGCAGACGCUUCUCAGUCUUGCUCAGCCGCAAGUGCAUAGCACACUCGACAAGGGACGCAGCCAUCUCGACAACCUCGACUCUCCUUCAUAUACUCUUUCCUCAUCAGCCCGUAACUCUUACCGCAUCACUUCACCCGAUCGUCCAUCUCAAGACGCCAUCUCCCCCCACCUUCCCUCAACCCAGCGACUACACUUCACUUCACUUCUCGUUCUACCGCUCGCUUCGCUCGCACCCGACCCACAAUGGCACCCACUCGCUGCGGUGCACGCGGUGCACGCCGUUCACGCCAUGACGGGCAAGAUCAAGACGCUCAAGCUCACCAAGUCACGGUUAUCCGCUGCGUCGAUCGACAAGCUCGCGGCGUGUGCAGCGCGGGCCCGCAUUCGCGACAUUGCCAUGCUCCUCUUCGGCAUCGGACUCGGCGUCCUGCUCUAUGCGCUGCUGCACGAUCUCGUCCUCGCCUUCUUCACCCGCGAGCCACCGCUAGAGUGCCCGCCGGGGUGUAUGUGCGAACCCCUGCCCGUGUACCGCGAGAAGGAGGAGGACGAGUACUCGGUGCCGUGA
This is a messenger RNA of Trichosporon asahii var. asahii CBS 2479, 942 nucleotides long. RefSeq lists its product as uncharacterized. Lineage: Eukaryota; Fungi; Basidiomycota; Tremellomycetes; Trichosporonales; Trichosporonaceae. The transcript is spliced from 3 exons. The record is from RefSeq and is a predicted model, not a curated record. Bases 1 to 942 code for a protein of 313 amino acids.